ACAAUAUUCGCGGAGAGAUUCUGUGAAUAUACAUGGCCUUCUGGAUAAUGGCAGAGAGGAAACAAGUGGGGAAUGUGAACAGAAUUUCCUAGACGUCAUCAAUCUUACUCUCGGUCUGUCAGACAUUAACACACACAAUAUCUCAGCACUACAUAGAAUGUGGAGAAAAGGUUAGUCGUGUGCAGUCAGCUCCGCUUCUGUCCUCCCACUGACUAAAAAUAUCUUCCUGUCAUGGAGUCUCCCCAUCAGAUCGAGUCAACGACUUUCCGAAAAACCUGACGGGAAGGUAUUUUUAGAAGAGUAGCGCAGCUUGGAUUGCACAGAGGAAGCGAGAAAUUUUGUCCACUACACUCACGCUUUGGCUUUCGUUAGAAAACCUACAGUCCAUCCGUUCUCGUGCAAGACCUAAAUAGUUCAUACAAGAUAUGUCCGAAGAGAAGCCUAUUCGUUUGGUACUUGUUGGGAAAACCGGAUCUGGCAAAAGUUCAGUGGGAAACACAAUUCUUGGUGAGGAAAAAUUUGACACAAAAAGAAGUUUUGAAUCUGCAACCCAGGACUGUAAACUGGAGAAUGGCACAUACCAUGGGACACGCAUCGACAUCAUGGACUCGCCGGGUCUGUUUGACACUGAAAAGACCCACGAAGAGGUUGCAGCUUUAGUCGCUAAAAGUCUCGCCACCCUCCACCCGGGUCCAACGGCUAUCCUGUAUGUAAUUCCAAUCUGCAGUCGGUUCACGGAAGAAGAAAAGCGUGUUUAUGAGAGGCUAAAAGCUGUUCUUGAUUCGAGCUUAACUCGGUACAUGAUCGUCGUCUUCACGCGCGGUGAUGACCUAAAGAGAGAAAAGAAGACCAUACACGAGGCCCUCUCCACGGCCCCUGACUUCCUCCGCAACAUCAUUGAAGAAUGCAGCCACCGCUACGUGGUGUUUGACAACACGGCUGCUGAGAAACAGUCGCAGGUAGAAGAGCUCAUAGAGAAGGUGCGGAGACUGAGGGAGGAGCGCGGCGAUAAACCUUACACGUGCCCCACUUUUUUUUAUGUCAGCGACAAUAUGGAAAAGGAGUUGAAAAAGAGACUGCAAAAGGUAGAGGAGGAGGAACUAAAAAAAUAUAAAAUUCGUCCAAGAACGAGAGAAGGGGGCGAACAAAGCUCUGGUAGAAGUUGAAACACAGAAAAGUAAAUUUGAGAAACUGGAAAGAGAAAGAGAAGAUAAAAUGAAGAAAGAACAUCAUGCUAGAGAGACAGAGAUAAACAUGAUGAUGGAAAUCAUGAGACAGCAGAAUCUUACUGCUGAAAAGAUCCAUGAAAGAGAGAUAGAAUAUCGCAGAGAAAUGGAAAAGAGAAGGCGCGAGGAGACAGAAAAGUUGGAAAUGCAGAGACAAGAGGAACA
Molecule: messenger RNA, 1391 nt
Organism: Pomacea canaliculata
Lineage: Eukaryota; Metazoa; Mollusca; Gastropoda; Architaenioglossa; Ampullariidae
Product: GTPase IMAP family member 7-like
Exons: 3
Coding region: 426-1166 (246 amino acids)
Molecular function (GO): GTP binding
Source: RefSeq, a predicted model, not a curated record